GGAUGUAAGGUGUUGUAUUGAAGUGGUGUUUGUGUCUCUGUCCCGUACAAGAAAUGGUGCGAAAAUUAACUAGCUUUUUCCCGAAAUCACCGAUACGAUGUUCGUUUUCUACAGUAAAUGAAACUAAACCACUCUCAAACAUCGAAAUAAAGGGAAAAUCAUAUAGUCGAGAUGAGUGGACAAAUGUAACACCCAAAGUUCUAUCUUAUAUAGGAAAAAACUUACAUUCUCAACCAGGUCAUCCUUUGCAUUUAGUCAAGAAGCGCAUUGUGAACUAUAUGUAUAAGACAUUCGUGGGACGGAGGGGAAAUCCUUUGUUCGCCGUAUUCGAUGAUUUAAGCCCUGUGGUUACCGUCGAACAGAAUUUUGACAGCCUUCUUGUCCCACAUGACCACCCCAGCCGGCAAAAAAGUGAUUGUUACUAUAUAAACAGAAGCAAUUUAUUGCGAGCGCACACUACAGCCCACCAAUCUGAACUUAUUGGCAGUGGUCUAAACAAUUUCCUAAUUAUAGGUGAUGUAUAUCGUAGAGAUGAAAUAGAUUCAAAACAUUAUCCGGCGUUUCACCAAGUCGAUGCUGUCAGGAUAUGCACUCCUGAAGAAGUUUUCAGACACAAGGGAAGUAUGCAGGCAGUAUUUGAAAAGAAAAGUCAGAGAACUGCAGCCAAGCAAGCGUGCCAUACCUUGGCAGCUACAAAACACAUGGAACAUGAAUUGAAACAGACACUUGAAGGAUUAGCAGAAACUCUGUUUGGAUCAGGCUUUCAGUAUAGAUGGGUAGAUACAACAUUUCCUUUUACACACCCAUCUUGGGAGUUGGAGGUAUUACGUGAUGACAACUGGAUGGAAGUUUUGGGCUGUGGAAUUAUGGAGAACGAAAUUCUAGAGAGUGCAGGAGUAAAGGGCCGAAUUGGCUGGGCAUUUGGAUUAGGUCUGGAAAGACUAGCAAUGUGUCUAUAUUCCAUUCCCGACAUUCGUCUCUUCUGGAGCUCCGAUUCUGGCUUCUUGUCACAGUUCAAUGUGAAAGAUCCUGAUACUCAAAUAAAAUAUAAGCCAAUAAGUAUAUACCCUCAGUGCACAAAUGAUAUAAGUUUCUGGUUACCUUCAGAUGAUUCAUUCACACCAAAUGAUUUCUAUGAUUUGGUAAGAACUGUUGGAGGUGAUGUCAUAGAGCAGAUUUCCCUGAUCGAUGAAUUCACCCAUAAAAAGAAAGGAUUAAAAAGUCACUGUUAUCGUAUUGUGUACAGGCAUAUGGGCAGGACACUGACACAGAAAGAAGUAAAUGAAAUACAUAACAGUAUUGCAAGAAUGGCAGAAGAAAUACUGGGUGUUACAAUAAGAUAACAGAAAAAGUUUUAAAAUAAAGUUAUUUAUUAUUACAACUUGAUAAAGAUUUUUUUGAUUCUUUCAACAACAGAGUCACAUUACAUUCAAUAUGGCAUCGAAACAAAUGUAGAACCCAGGCUCUAUUUUCACAAAAGUAUCACAUAUAUUAUAAGUAAGUAUAAUAAACCUGCAUUCCACAAAUUAGAUUUUUUUUAUGUCAACCAAAACAGAAGUCCACUUCCGGCAUGACAAGUAGCAGCAGUUCGGCAGUCCCAAAAGAUACAAACAUAACAGAGUAAUCUCAACAGGUCUUUCUUUGGCAAUGGGGCUAAGUGUUUUUCUCUUACAAAAUGUUCAGUCACCUUUCUCUGGCUUUCAAAGCAAUGAACUUCAGUCAUAUCUGUGCGCUGCAAAAACUGCUACUGCUUUCAAUACCUAAACUUACAGUGUACUUGGACUUCUCAUAAAUUUUUAUUUGACGUGGGUUGCAUUUUAACUGUGUCCUGAAUAAAUGAUUAUAAAAAAUCUGAGAUUUACAAUGUAGAAAAGAAGACAUUUUAUAAACACCUUCAGGCAUUUCCCCACAUUUUCUGUAAGCACAUUUACAAAUGCUUUAUAGUACAUAAAAUGCUCUAGUAAAUCAGCCAUGUGAAUACUAAACUGGCACAAAUCAAACAGUGGAAAAGUAUUGAUAAGAAUAACAGUUAGUAACUCAUAAAACACAAAGCAUUUCCUGUACUAACAACAUUGAUAAUUUCUGUAAACACAAAAAUAAGCAGUCUCUUGUUGCUAUGCAACCAAUGGCUUUAUAGAGAUUCAAUAUUUUUCAAUGAAAGUAAAUGCAAAUAUAUUAUUUGUGUACAACAAUACAAAAAAAGAAAAAGAUAUUCUGAAAGUGCUUAAAACAAAGAGUUGCUGCAAUUAUUUUCCAGUCAUGAACAACUUGUAUACAAUAAUAAAUAACAGAAGCUUCUUAAAUACUGGAUAAAACAUCCAGAUAUAAAAUACUGAAAGAUUCCUUACACAGAUAUAGGAACUAUUCACAAAACAACCAAUGACUACAACUGCCAUGUAAUGCUAAUUGAAUAAGUGAUUAUUUUCUGCAUAAAAAGGACUCUCCACAAAACUACUACAUUCAUAUGUGGAGAUUACAGUUUCUGUAAAGGACAAACUGCAAAAGUUACUACAGCUUUUCCUCACAUUGCAAUCAUCAGCAUCCAUUUCCUUUACGAAAUGCCGAUUAAUAUGAGAUGACAAUAUUUUUGAUAUUAAUUAUCAACAUACAGAAGUCAAAUAGUUGUGAAUGUACAUCAUUUCUUGACACUGCUGUAGUGUAACAAAGUUAAAGUGUUGUGGCUUGACCCCCCUUAUAAUGGCUUUCAUAUGAAGCCUUGCAUCUUGCAUUUUGUUCACCAUUCCCCAGUAUAGCAACUGACAAGUUUCACCUGUCGGCUUACUGUUUUACAGAAUCUAGCAAUUUGCUUGGGUUUUGACAAUUGGAUAAUAACCACCUUUCAACACUUAAAAGCUCCUCGGAUUGAAUCUGGACAAAUUCUGUGGAUUUUAACUGCAAACAUCAAUGGCAGUUCAAUGAACAAACAGUUAUAUUUUUGCAGAAUUUAGUUAUUGGCAUAUUCCUGACUUUACUGCUGCCUUGCUAUAGUGAGUGGCUGACCAAUAUGGAGUCCAACAUUAUUUUAUCAAGAAUAGGAUUUGUCAAUUUCAUGGGAACUGUGACAAUGACUUGGUUCAAAAACAUAUACAAUUUGGUUUGUAAGAUGUCACUCCACUGUACACUAUUGUCCCAAGCAAGCUUUUAGUGUUCAAAAACUUAAUAAGAUACUGGAAAUAGCUUUCUCGGUUGUAUGAAACUGUAAGUCACAUCACCUCCUACUUGAAAAUAGUUCUUCGAGCACUGCACAGCAUGUGAUAAACUACGCUGUUAGUAAUUGUUACAUGAAAUUUUGAAAUGAUUUGACAUUGUAAUAGUCCACAGUUAAAGAGCACAAAAUGUAAAUUCUCUACCUCCAAGACUGUUCCUUGGAAAAAUUUCGUUUGAAUAGUUUGCUUCAUUUCUUAACCAGGAGACAGAGUUGAGUAAUGCUAUCCAUGGGCUCCCAAUUGUCUUCAGGUCUGUAGUACGAUGUGUAGGCAUUGUACGCAAGUCUAUGAAAUAUUUGGGAUGGUAGUAAAAACAGAAACCAUAUAACCUUGCAUAUGAAGCAUUAGCAGUAGAUAAGCUCACAAAAAGGUGUUCUGGCAGAAAAGAAAUGAGACUGGUAACAACAUUAUUAAGGUACUACAUCCAGACAUGAGAGGUGAAUGGGUGUAAAGCCAGUUAAUGCAUUUUCAACUUAAGACCGUAUGAGUAACAACUACACAUUGUUUCAUUUGUGGAAGAAGGGUAGUAGUCCUUUCCAGUUAAUGACGAAUCACAGGCAGUGUUAAAUGGACAUGUGCUCUUUUAACUCCGCCUAAAUCACCUGUCAAUGGCAAACCACGUCUUGCCUAGUAUGGCGGUGCAGGUCUUCCGCACCAUUCCCCUCUGCUGUCAAGAAGCAUGGGAUUUCAUCAUCAUCAUCAUCAUCAUCAUCAUCAUAAUAAUAAAUCACCUGUGCACUGGAAAAGGAGUGACGUCUUUAUUCCAAAAAUGAAAUGGUAUAUGGGUACUACAAAUAUGAUCCUAAGUAAAAAACACAAUAAAACUGUAUUUGAAUUCCUUUACCACUCAGAUACAGAUACAUUGUGAAUUUGUAGUAAGUGCAAUUGAAAUUGAUUAACUCAUUGACAGUGACAAUGAGUUUAACAUGGUCUUGCAUUCCAAAGCAAAAAUGGCAGCGAUCGUACAUUGCAUCAUGGCAAGUGACAUUUAGAAUAUGUUUCGACUGGUGGAAGGGCUGAAUUUAAAUGUACACUGACUCAAAUUUAUUGUGCUUUGAUGGUGGCUAUCAUCAACAGAUCAUACUGGUAAGUAAGUACACAUAUCUGUAGCAUGAGUAGUCUCUCAUGGGCCAAAUCUCAUACACAGCAUUUGCAAAUGGAGGGCAAGAAUACA
Messenger RNA from Schistocerca cancellata (South American locust), 4380 nucleotides. Its product is annotated as probable phenylalanine--tRNA ligase, mitochondrial. Gene Ontology annotation, biological process: phenylalanyl-tRNA aminoacylation. NCBI's taxonomy places the organism in Eukaryota, Metazoa, Arthropoda, Insecta, Orthoptera, Acrididae. Bases 54 to 1343 code for a protein of 429 amino acids. Gene Ontology annotation, cellular component: cytoplasm; mitochondrion. The record is from RefSeq and is a predicted model, not a curated record. The transcript is spliced from 6 exons. Gene Ontology annotation, molecular function: tRNA binding; phenylalanine-tRNA ligase activity; ATP binding.